This is a messenger RNA of Helianthus annuus (common sunflower), 3807 nucleotides long. Its product is annotated as DExH-box ATP-dependent RNA helicase DExH17. The record is from RefSeq and is a predicted model, not a curated record. Bases 243 to 3623 code for a protein of 1126 amino acids. NCBI's taxonomy places the organism in Eukaryota, Viridiplantae, Streptophyta, Magnoliopsida, Asterales, Asteraceae. The transcript has 27 exons. Gene Ontology annotation, molecular function: ATP binding; nucleic acid binding.
AACUAAAUUAAUAUAUCCCCAAACGUCUUCCUUCCUCAUCUCCCCUACUCCCCAUUUCAACUUUCUUCCUCACCGUUCUCUCUCUCUCUCUCUCUCUCUCUCUCUCUCUCUCUCUCUAUCUCACACACACACACACAAUCUUCAUGAUCGAAUCGUCUAGAUCUGAAUCACGCCAUAGAUCCUUAACGAGCUAGUAAAACUUCGUGUUCGGUUCAGCAGUUCAGUUACAAUUGCACUCGUCUAUGGAUUCAUACUCGCUUAAAUCUGUCUCGGAUCUACCAGAUCCUUUCCGUUCAACUUUUAGUUUCAGGUAUUUUAACUCGCUGCAGAGCGAAUGUUUUUCUGCUUGUUUUCACUCGGACAUCAACAUGGUUAUCUCCGCACCAACCGGCAGUGGCAAGACGGUGCUCUUUGAGUUAUGCAUCUUGAGACUUCUAUCAAAGUUCAUGUCCCAGGAAGGAAAGUUUGUUCAUACAAAGGGAACUCUGAAAACAAUAUAUAUAUCCCCAUCGAAGGCUUUGGUACAAGAGAAGCUCAGGAGUUGGAACCAGAAGCUCGGGUCAUGGGGAAUAUAUUGCUUGGAGUUGACUGGGGAUAAUGAAUCUUACAAUAUAAGAAAUAUACAAGAAGCAGACAUUGUCCUGACUACUCCUGAGAAGUUCGACUCAGUGACUAGGUUUGGCAUCAAAGAUGGUGGCCUAAGCUUUUUUAGUGAUAUAUCACUAGUCCUUAUCGAUGAAGUCCACUUGUUAAAUGAUCCUCGCGGAGCUGCUUUGGAGGCAAUAGUUAGUAGAAUCAAAAUGAUUGGCCGCAGCCCUCAAAUGAAAACAAGUCCACUUGCGCAUGUGCGUUUCCUUGCUGUUUCUGCAACAAUCCCCAAUACGGAUGACCUUGCUGAAUGGCUUAUGGUUCCUACCCAAGGGAUUAAAAGGUUUGGUGAGGAAAUGAGACCUGUAAAGUUGACUACCAAGGUUUUCGGUUACACCCCAGCCAAAAAUGACUUUCUUUUUGAGAAGAGGCUUCAAAACUACCUAUUUGAUCUCCUUAUGCAAUAUUCUAGUCGCAAAUCUGCACUAGUAUUUUGCUCAACCAGAAAGGGGGCACAAGAAGCAGCACAAGUUCUGUCCCAGACUGCUAUGACUCAUGGUUAUUCAAACCCUUUCAUCAAAAGCAGGGACCAGCAGGAAAGGUUAAGGGAAGCUUCACUCUCAUGCGGUGACAAACAGAUGCAGUCUUACAUCCUUUAUGGUGUUGGUUAUCACAAUGGUGGACUGUCCCCUAAGGAUCGCAGCCUGAUUGAAGGUCUAUUUCUCAAUGGUGAUCUUCAAGUUCUAUGCACCACAAACACUCUUGCUCAUGGAAUUAACCUACCAGCACAUACUGUUAUAAUCAAAUCCACACAAUACUACAACAAGGAGAAAGGGAUUUACACAGAAUAUGAUAGAUCGAUGAUACUGCAGAUGUGUGGGAGGGCAGGGCGUCCACCAUUUGAUGAUACUGGAACGGUCAUAAUAAUGACAAGAAGAGAAACGGCCCAUUUGUAUGAGAAUCUGCUAGGUGGAUGCGAAUUGGUGGAAUCUCAACUGCUUCCAUGUGUUACUGAGCAUCUAGCCGCAGAGAUAGUUCAGUUGACCGUACCAGAUAUAACAAGGGCAAUAGAAUGGAUGAAAUGCUCAUAUCUGUAUGUGAGAAUGAAAAAGAACCCUCAAAACUAUGCAAUAAAGAAAGGACUAUCUGGUACUCAUAUAGAGAAGCAUAUACAAGAGGUCUGUGUUCAAAAAGUUAAGGAAUUAUCUGACUACCAAAUGAUCUGGACUGACGAAGAUGGUUUUGUCUUGAAGCCUCUCGAACCUGGAAGGUUGAUGACAAAGUAUUAUCUGAAAUUUGACACAAUGAAACACAUUAUGAAAGCUCCAUUAAAUUGCAGCAUAGAAGACGCUCUUCAUAUUGUUUGUCGUGCUGAGGAAACUUCCUGGAUACAGCUGAGAAGGAACGAGAAGAAGCUUUUAAAUGACAUAAAUAGUGAUAAAGAUGGCAGGCUUCGGUUUCACAUACUUGGAGAUAAAGGGAAGAUUAAGAAGCGCAUACAAUCCAGAGAAGAGAAACUAUUUAUUUUGGCAAACGAUUGCUUGACUGGAGAUCCUUUAGCCCAUGAUUUGUCUCUAACACAGGACAUGAACUCUGUUUGUUCAAAUGGGUGUCGAAUCGCAAAAUGCAUGAAAGAGUAUUUUAUAUAUAAAAAGAAUUACAAGGGAGCUUUGAAUUCAAUCCUUCUAGCAAAAUCUUUACAUCAAAAACUCUGGGAUGACAGUCCAUAUCUGCUGAAACAAUUGCCCGGGAUUGGUAUGGUGACAGCAAAGGCUUUACAAUCUAUGGGAGUAAAGUCAUUUGAAUCCCUUUCUGAAGCAGACCCAAGGAAAAUUGAGAUGGUUACUGGUCGAAAGUUCCCGUUUGGCAACCACAUUAAGGAAUCAUUGCUUUCACUUCCACCAAAAGUUGAUAUGAAGGUUGAAGAGAUCACGUGUCCAAAUUAUGGGAAGUCGAAGCUGGUUGUGACAUUAACAAGACUGUCACAGUCGCCACAAACUAAAAGACAUUACGCUGAUAUGGUUGUUGCUGUAGAGGAAGAUAACUUGAUAGUUUUCCAUGAGAAAAUAAGAGUGGAAGAAUUCACAAGCCCAUAUAGUGCAACAAUACUUGUUACAAGCCCUCUGCAAGGAAAGCUGACUGUUAAAGCAGAUCUGAUUUUUGAAGAAUUCAUUGGUAUUGAUGUACACCAGAAAGCUAUACUGAUGAAGAAUAUUAUUAACUAUGAUAUCCGCCAUAUAAAUGCAACAAAGAAAUUCUCCUUGUCCCAGCCAACCGAUGUUUGCAUAAUUGACCCUGAAUGCGAUUAUGCACCUAACGUCUCAGCUGACAGGCCUGACAAGUCAACAAAUUCCAAAAAUGAAGAAGCUUUCAUGCCUAGUUUCAAACUCUUGGAUGAAGAUUCAGAUGAAGGCGAGCCUGUUGUUGAGAACAACAAUGAUGAUCAUGAUGAUGAUGAUGCUGCUGCUGUUGCUGUUGCUGAUGAUGAUGAUUGCAAAAUCGUUACUGAAAGAACCAUUUUCGACCACAUACGUGAAAAAGCCAAAAGCUUACCUUCAUUGGCAGCCAAACCAACCACUGAAUAUCCUCCAUCUGAAGAGACAUUAAGUCUUAUAAGAAAGCGUACACGCGAUAGGCAGCUUGCACUCAAUGACACUGAAGAAUUUUUAGACCUGACUGAUGGUUUUAAUCCAUGUGAAGAAUCAAGUGAGCCAGACAAACACAUUCGGUCCAAAAUACCAACUGGAGAGAAUAUAUUUGAACAUAUAAGAAAGAAAGCAAAGAGCUUCCCUCGAAUUGAUGAAAUUAGGAGUAUAAGCUCCAAGCCAUCCAAUACUAACUUUGACUUAUUUGCAGAUGCAAAGUCAAAUUUAAUCAUUUUAGAUCCAGAGCCUGUGAAACCGCAAUGCAAAGAGAAAUCACAAAAGUCUCCAAGUUUAGGAAACAGGCAAUGCUGCUCAUUGGCAACAACAGCUGAAACAAGGGAAGGCACAGAUCCAUUUCGUGGGUUCAAGAGUGUAUUUUCGUUUCUGUAACUACUUCGACACUAUAAAAACGUAGCUGCAUGCCUUAGACUAAAAAUCUGCAUUCAUACAUGGUGAUUUCUGGUGCAUACUUCAACUGCUAUUUUUUCUUUCCUGUAAACACCAUCACCGGCUAGUAUGCGAAGUUGAUUAAAAGCCAUUUGAAAGGUGUUAUAAAGCAGGUGUCAUUUUCCAA